UCCUCACCUCCUUCACCAGGCCGUGCUGCAGUCAGUCAGUCAGCUCGUCUCAACCAGCUUCAGUUAGUUAGUUUCAGCUUUCUGCUCUUUACUUCACAAAUCAACGUUUAACCUUCUGAACUUUCACUGCAGGUCUUCACGAAGCUUUGCCCGACGGAGUCCAGUGUUUCAUUUACGGAGACGCCGCGGGCGUUUCUCCUCCCAUCAUGUCUCACAACUACCCGUACAGACCACCGCCAUCCGACUCCGAUCUCAGACCUGAUCCCGGACCGUACGGCUCUUCUUCCAACCGCCGUCACACCUCAUCGGACCACGACUUUUACAGGCCGCCUCAGGAGUCCUUCUCCUCGUCGCACCCUCCCUCCUCCUCCUCCUCUUCGUCCUCGUCCUCCUUCUCCAGAGCAGCUCAGUUGUCGCACGAUGGCGCUCUCAACAUCCUGAGCAGCUGCGGUCUGGAGCCCGGCGACCUGGCCCUGCUGGCCGAGCUGCCCGAACACGUCCUCACCAUCGAGUCGCUGCCUCAGGUCCUCAAACAGAUCAAAGGGAAGAGGGGGACCGUCAAACCUUUCUCUCCCAGUGCUCCUUCUCCUUCCUCCUCCUCCUCUUCCUCUUAUCCCCCCAGCUCCUCCCGCCGACCCGCCGCCAACCCCGAUCAUCCCCGCAGCAAGCCGCUCCAGGUUCCACCCGGUCCUCUUUCCUCUGAGCUGGACCGCUGGGGGAAUCCCAGGACCUGCAGUGCGGUCAGAACAGGCCCGCCAUCAUCCUCAUCAUCAUCAUCCAGCUACGUGGUGGACUACAACUACAGACCAGGACCCUCUCAGUAUGGUAAGACAGGCAGAGACGCCAGUCCAGUUUCCUCUCAGGACUACGACCACAGACCAGGACCCUCUGAUUAUGGUACUGCUGGUCCAGUUUCCUCUCAGGACUACGACCACAGACCAGGACCCUCUGAUUAUGGUACUACUGGUCCAGCUUCCUCUCAAGACUACAACUACAGACCAGGACCCCCUGAUUAUAGCAAAGCUGGUCCAGUUUCCUCUCAUGACUACAACCACAGACCAGGAAGACCGUCUGAUUAUGGCAAGACCAGCAGAGACGCCAGUCCAAUGUCCUCUCAGGACUACAACCAUAAACCAGCACCUUCUAAUUAUGGCAAGACGGGCAGAGAUGCCGGUCCAGUGUCCUCUCAGGACUACAACUAUGGACCAGGACCCUCUAAGUAUGGUAAGGCAGGUAGAGACGCCGGUCCAGUGUCCUCUCAGGACCGACCCUCUUUCACCUCGGCAGGAAGAGACAGAAGAACCCGUCCUUCCCGUUUCUCUCAGCCGGACCCAGUUGAUCACAGGUCAGCUCCUCCUCCUCCUGAAGAACGCCGUGUGUCUGAGACCUCUUCCAUCAGGAGGGCCACCGCCGCCGUCGCACCGUCGCCGUCGCCACCCUUGAUGCCCUCCAAGAAAGAAGCUCUGGACUUCGACGGGACGUCUCCGCCGGCGUUCCCGUACUCAUGCUCGCUGUGUGAUAUCACUGUGAUGUCAGAGAAGGUGUGGAUCAAACAUAUAAACGGGCCUCACCAUGCCGACGGACAGCUCAGCCUGCUGCAGAAGUUUCCUAACUGGGACUGUCGCAUGGAGACAAUCAGCAGGCCCGACAACCAACCAGAGAAGAGGACGGAUGAAGGAAAACCUGCCCAGCAGCCCCUCACACAGCCCAAUAAAAAACCUCAGAAGAAGAGCGACAAAGGUAAAGUGGUGUGUGUGAAGUUUCCGGCUCAGUCUGUGGACGAGGCGUACCUGAAAAAACUGAUCGAACCUUUUGGAAAGAUCGUCAAGAUCCUCAUGUUUCCGUCUUUAGCGUUUGUGGAGCUGGGCUCCGUCGACCAGGCCAAGGACUUGGUGAAGUUCCACGCAAACUAUCCUCCAACUGUGAAUGGAGAGACGAUGGAGUUCAGGAUGUCCAACACCUUCAACUUCCUCCAGAGCUCUCGGGUGGUCAGUUUCUCUCCCGCUCCAGCAGGAGAGGACAGCCAAUCAGAUCUCAUCAGCAUCAUCAAACGCUUCGGCUCGCCGCUCUACACCCUGUUCCUGCCGUCUAAGGUGUUUGUGGAGAUGAAGGAUACUCCGGAUGCUCAGAAGCUGGUGGAUUAUUAUUCCUCCAGAACUCUGAGGAUCAACAACGACUCCAUCAAAGUCUCCUUCUCUGGAGAAUACAAGAGCCUCAUGCGGGUGGCUUCAGCUAAGAGGUACGAAGAGGAAACGGGUUCCACCAAGAGGGAGAGGGGUUCUAGCCCCGAGAACGAAGACCAGACGGCCGAGACCAAGAGGAAGAGGAGCAGCAAAGACCGGGAGGAAGAAAUAAAGGAGGAGGAGACAACCAGAACCAGAUCCAGAGAAAAAUCUAGAGAAAAGUCCAGCAGAGAAGGGAGGUCCAGGUCUAGGUCCAGGUCUAAGUCCAGAUCCAGAGAUAAAUCCAGCAGAGACAGGACGACCAGAACCAGAUCUAGAUCCAGGGAAAAAUCUGCUCAAGAGAAAAGCACCAGAACUAAGUCCAGGUCCAGAGAGAAAUCUAUAGAAAGGUCCAGCAAAGAGGGGAGGUCCGGGUCCAGAGAGAAAUCUAUAGAAAAGUCCAGCAAAGAGGGGAAGUCCGGGUCCAGAGAGAAAUCCAGCAGAGAGAAGACGACCAGAACCAGGUCUAAAUCCAGAGAAAAGUCCACUAAAGAGAAAAGAUCCCGAUCCAGAGAGAACUCCAGAGAAAAGUCCAGCAGAGAGACGAAGUCCAGGUCUAAAUCCAGGUCCAGGUCUAAAUCCAGCAGCAGGUCCUCCGAGCAGAACCGGUCCAGAGAAACGUUGAUGGUACCAGUGAAAACGGAGACAAACUCUGAGUCCAGGACGGAUCCUGAUCUUGAUCCAGCUCCUGUCAAACCUGAAGCUGAAGUCAAAGUAGAGUCUGAGGAGGAAGCAGAGUCGUCUGCAGAGGAGAGCGACAUCGAGGGGAUGGAGGUGAUCGGAGAGGACGGAGAGAGUCUGGAGGACGAAGAUAUGAAAACUUUGGAUGAUGCUGAUGUAGACGAAGAUGGAGAAGACAGGAUGGAGAAAGAGAGAACAGACUCACCUGAAGAAGAUAAAGAGGAGGAGGAGAAAGAACCGGAGAGACCUAUCAAGAGGGAGGAAGAGGAGCAGGAGAGACCUAUCAAGAGGGAGGAGGAAGCAGAGGAGGAGGAGGAGGAGGAACCAGAUUUCCCGUUUGACCUGGAGAACUGCAUCACUCUGGAUGAAGUAGAGGAAGACCCAUCUGAUGACCAAGAUGCUGAAGAAGUCCAAGAUGAACCCGAAUCUUCUCCGUCCAGAGUGGUUUUCCUCAGUAACCUCCCGAUGUGUCACCUCAGCAACGCCGACUUCCUCAAGCUGGUGAAAGAUUACGGGACGGCGGUGACCUUCUACCGGGUCAGAGGACGCAUGGGUUUCAUCGAGAUGUCGACUUCUUCUGAGGCUCUGAGAGCCGUUAAAGAGCUGAACAGUAAAUCCAUCAUCAUGCACGGCUCCAGACUUUACGCCAACAUCUCCAACAGAUACAAGACACUCGACAGCGGGUGGUCAGUUCAGUCGGCCGAGGAGGAGGAGGAGAAGAAGGAGAGCAGGAGGAGCGAGAGACAAAACAGGGACGAGUCCAAGGGGAGCAAGGAGUCCUCGAAGAAGACUCAAAAGAAAGACUCGUCUAAAAAGACUCCAGAAAAGGAAUCAGUUGCCAAAAACAGGUCAGAAAAGAGCUGCAGAACAACACCAGAGAAAGAGUCUUUGUCCAAAACGAGUCCAGAAAACAAGACGUUAAAAAGAAAAGGGACUCAUGAGAAUGACUCGGUGCCUGAAAAGAAAGAAAAGGAGAACGAGUCGACGAGUGACGAGACUCAAAGAAAACAGGAGCUGGAGGACGAAGAAAAGUUGGUGAUGCACGAGAAGGAGGGAUCAGCUGAGAAGACACCAGAGACGAACAAAUGUAAAGACAAAAAAACUUCAGAGACAGACAAGCGUGAAGACAAAAAUACUCAGGAGACUGAUGAGUGUGAAGACAAAAAUAGUCAAGAGAUGGACGAGUGUCAAAACAAAAAGACGCCAGAGACGGACAAGUGUGAAGAAAAGAAGACGCCAGAGACGGACGAGCGUGAAGACAAAAAUACUCAAGAGACUGACGAGUGUGAAGAGAAAAAUACUCAAGAGAUGGACGAGUGUCAAAACAAAAAGACGCAAAAGAUGGACGAGUGUGAAGAAAAAAAGACGCCAGAGACGGACGAGCGAGAAGACAAAAAGACGGCAGAGCGUGAGGACAAAAAGACACCAAAGACGAACGAGUGUAAAAAACAAAAUACGCCAGAGAUGGACGAGUGUAGAGACAAAAAGACACGAGAGACGGACGAGCGUGAAGACAAAAAGACGCCAGAGACGAACGAGCGUGAAGACAAAAAGACGCAAGAGCCGGACGAGCGUGAAGACAAAAAGACGCCAGAGACGAACGAGUGUAAAGACAACAAGACUCGGGAGACGGACGAGUGUGAAGACAAAAAGACGCCAGAGACGGACGAGCUUACAGACAAAAAGUCAUCUGAACCAGGACUGAAGAGUCCGGAUCAACCUGACUCUACUGGAGAUCCACCAAAACCACAAAGUGAACAGAAAGCUGCUGCGGAGCUGCAGAAACCCUCCAAACCUGUUGGAGCCGAGUUUGUUCGUCCAGUCGUUGGUUAUUUCUGUAACUUGUGUCAGGUGAUCUACGCUGACGAAGACGAAGCUAAACUUCAGCACUGCAGCAGCCUAGCGCACUACAGGAAGUACCAGGAGAAAACGGGAAAAGAUCCGUGGACGAGCUGAACGUCUGAAAAACACAACCUCAUAGAAAAACAGUGACUGAACACACAAACAUCUCGAUUCAUGUAUUAAUCACUUAGUUGAAACUUGAUGGUGAACUUCUAAAUCAGUUCAAACUUUUCAUAAUUUAGGCCAAAGAACUUUGAAUUUCAGAUUUAGAGAUUCAGCAUUUUGCUCGAGAACACCAUGUUUUAUAACCUGUUGUGGAAACAUCUGGAACGAGUUAUUUCUGUUAAAAUCAGCUAAAGGAAAAUAAACACUAAAGAUGCUACUUUGUAAUUUAAGGUUUUUUGUUAAUGUUUUUGAGCCUUAAAUAUUUUUUAUUUUAUUUUUAAGGACUGUAAAAUGACUAAUAAAAAAGUUUGAGUUAUUUGUAGUUAUUGUCCUUUUCCAAUUGAAUUUGUUGCCAAUCAAAUGUAUAAUAUGUACAUUUUCCUCAUUAAAAUGUAUAACGACCAGA
Messenger RNA from Sebastes umbrosus (honeycomb rockfish), 5316 nucleotides. RefSeq names its product trichohyalin-like. The record is from RefSeq and is a predicted model, not a curated record. Gene Ontology annotation, molecular function: zinc ion binding; RNA binding. Lineage: Eukaryota; Metazoa; Chordata; Actinopteri; Perciformes; Sebastidae.